This is a messenger RNA of Manihot esculenta (cassava), 1770 nucleotides long. RefSeq lists its product as uncharacterized. The transcript has a single exon. The record is from RefSeq and is a predicted model, not a curated record. Bases 839 to 1555 code for a protein of 238 amino acids. Lineage: Eukaryota; Viridiplantae; Streptophyta; Magnoliopsida; Malpighiales; Euphorbiaceae.
AUUACUCCGCAAUGCAUUAUUGUCAUUCCACAGUGCCUGCCUUGAACCUGACCAUUUUAUUUCACUGGUCAACUGCUGUGUUUGCUUGGCAACGGCAUUACCAGCCAGAAGAUCUCAUCAACGAAAUGGGACUCCAUUCGGAGUUUACACCCUCGAGGGCGUGCAGUAGCAGAACAUGGACAACUAUAAUAAUAUCAUCACUUUUUGAUGGUGUAAUUACAGACAACAGAAAAUGGGACAUCAUGACUUGUUACUGUGCUCUUUUGGUAAUUAUGCUCCUGACAAAUUUUGCAGCAAUGGCUUUUUACUUUGACUAUUAAAGGAUUGAUCUUUACUCAACUUGUUGAUAGAAUUUGAGCAACGGCUAGGAUCAUUUGAUUGUGGGUGAAAAGGGUUUGAGAAGUAAAAGGACACUGUAAAGUAUUGCAGGUUUUUGGUUAAUGAGUUUUGUGUUUGAUGGGGCCAUGUGGAGAGCACAUAUGUGUUGCACUGGCACAUGGAUUCGGCAAUUCCAGAGCUUUGAGUUCGAGAAAUGUUAGUUUUGGAUUUUUCAAGAGAAACUAGUAGCAGAUAAGAACAAACAGUUCAGCGAUAAGAGGGAAACGUAAAGCCCAGUUUUGUUUUUUAAUUCAAGUAGGAGCUCUGCAAGAGGGAAACAGCACCUCGAUUUCCGUGCAAGAAAUUUCACAAGGGCCAGCUCUUCUCUCUUGUUUCUUUAACACGUGUUUGUUUCCUGUCAAAACAUUAGACAGAAAACGAUCUCUUCAUCACUGUUUUUGUAUAGAUCUGCUUCUUGCUUCUUAGCCAUUUCAGAAAGCUGUUUCUGAUCCCUGGAAAAAUGGGAAAACCAGCUGAGAGUCGAAUCUCUUCUUCACAGUGUUACUUCAAACUCUCGUUGCUUUUUUUUGCAGUUUUUGUUCCUUCUCUAAUCUUCAUUUGUUUCCUAAAUUUUGGCUUCUCUCCUUUACUUGUAACGAUCUCUAUUUUGCUUGUAUCAACCAUUCUCAUCCUCACGUUCUCAAAGAUAAAGGUGAUUGCUGUUGAGAAUCCAACCCAAGAUGAUGAAGUUUCGAUGCGUCGUCAUAAGAACCUACUUGAAAAUGAAGUUGAACAGAACCUAAAUCCAGAACUGGAAGCUGUUACACUGUGCAGUGCUGCCCAGCAAUGUGAAGUUGGGGACAACCAUGAGUAUCAAGUUGAAUCGACAGAUUUCCCGUCAGCUAGUGAAAGUGGUGAUGAUUUCUCAGAAAGCGACAAUUUUGAGCUCAACUGGGUGUCUUUCAAUAAUGUGGGUAAAAAUGUAGCAACCUCUGAAAAUUCGUUAUCUUCUGAUGAGGAUGAAGAUGAAGAUGAUAAUCUCAUUGAAAUCAGUUUUCCAGAUUAUAGUUCCGUUGAGUUGAACGAAAGUGCCGAGGAAAAACUGCAGACAGAGUACUUACCUGAAUCCAUUUUCAGGCAAGAAGGCCUGAUGGAGCUAUUGGCAGAUAUUAAUGACGUGAAUGAGGAAGAUAACUUGAUUGAGAUUGACCUUUCCAUGGGUUCCAUAAAGGGUUGAAGUAUAGAUAUUGAAGUAUAGGCCAGACAAUCUAUGAAAGGUAAAAUUGUUGUAAAUUUUCUCAUUCUGUAGCUGAGGUUGAUGCUAGGGUUUAGGUUAGGUUUAGGUUUAGGAUAACAUUUGUUAUGUUAUGUGAUGCUUGUGUUUCUACGAAGCUUCUGCAAUAGUUUAACCGGGUUUAUAUUGCAAAAUUUAAUACUUUUGGAUUCUGUCAA